GAAAUUCCCUACUAAGUUUAUAUCUGCUCUUAGUUUCGUAAAUUACUCGCCCAGGUUUUUGGUACCUGUUCCGUCCAAUCUGCAUGCUUACCUUGGUUCGUCCUUGUUUUGUGUAAUCUGAAAUAGUGUUAUUGUCAUGAUGAUUUUAAUCCAUAUUCAAACUCAAAAUCAAUUCAGAUGCCGAGAGAAUGAAGAAGAAAGUAGCCGCAGUAAAACCACCUACCGUUUCAUGCGGAGAACACGAAUUCUCUGAUACGGAUAUUAGCAAAUUUCGUUCCAGUCUUAUCGAGUGGUAUUUCAAGAAUGGGAGAUCCCUUCCUUGGAGGGAUAGGGGCAGGGCAGAGAAGGAUGACAACGUUCGAGGAUAUUCUAUUUUAGUCUCCGAGAUAAUGCUUCAACAGACCCAGGUUGCUACAGUGAUUGAUUAUUAUAACAAGUGGAUGAAACGUUGGCCGGAUACAGCGUCCUUGAGUAAAACGAGCUUGGAGGAGAUAAACCAGUGCUGGGCUGGACUAGGAUACUACAGCAGGGCGAGAAGACUGUGGGAGAGUGCUAAGAUGAUAGAAGAUGAUAUGAACGGAGUGAUGCCACGAAGCUCAGGAGAUCUUCAGAAACUGCCAGGAGUAGGACGAUACACCGCCGCGGCGGUCUCCAGUAUUGCUUAUGGAGAGGUCACUGGUCUUGUGGAUGGAAACGUUCUUAGAGUCCUGUCAAGGAUGAGGACAAUUGGAGCCGAGAUAGAUUCACCCGUUGCUGUAGACUGGAUCUGGAAGUUGGCUGGUGAUAUAGUGGAUCCGGAGAAACCUGGUGAUUUCAACCAAGCUCUGAUGGAGCUUGGAGCUACAGUCUGUUCUCCAAAAAAUCCAAACUGUACCUCUUGUCCUGUUAAACAGGUUUGUAAAGCAGCUAAAUCUAUUCCUGACAUUGAAGAUUCGUGCCAACUCUGUCUCAAGGAUCUUUAUGAUCCUAACCUUAAAGUUAUGAAUUUCCCUAGAAAGAGCAAGAAGGCUGCUAGUAGGGAUGAAACCACACUGGUCUUGGCCUUGACAAGAGACGAGAAUGGAGAAAAAACUUUUGCUGUACAAAGGAGACCAGAGACGGGACUGCUGGCAAACCUCUGGGAACUUCUUUCUGUUCCAUCCCAGCAGGGUUCCACGGGAGAGGAGGAGAAAACAACCAUUCAAUCUUUCCUGGAGGAGAGAAAACUUCUUUACUCAGGGUUGAAGAGAAAAGGAGAAGUUUCUCAUGUGUUCUCUCACAUCAACAUGACCUAUGUUGUAUACUCGGCUACCAGUACUGGAGAAGAUUCUCUGGAAUAUCUCAGUUCUAAAGAGUUCCUGGAAAAAGGAACCUCGACCGCUAUGAAGAAAGUUGUCAAAUUUCUAGAAAAUAAACCGGAGCAAAAGAAACGGAAAAGCGAAGCAGGAACUCCGGAUCCAAAGCAGCGUUCUAUAAAUUCAUUCUUUAAACCUAAACCCCAAAAGUGACUUCUGAGUUUUAAAUUACAAAGUACAAAAUGUUAAUUAUUUUUUACUAUGCAUGAAUGAUCUAAUUUUUAAGGUCUGACAGAUUCAAUAAUCACAUUAUUUUCAGAA
Eurytemora carolleeae is the source of this 1595-nucleotide messenger RNA. RefSeq names its product adenine DNA glycosylase. Gene Ontology annotation, biological process: mismatch repair; base-excision repair. The record is from RefSeq and is a predicted model, not a curated record. Gene Ontology annotation, cellular component: nucleus. The transcript has a single exon. Lineage: Eukaryota; Metazoa; Arthropoda; Copepoda; Calanoida; Temoridae. Gene Ontology annotation, molecular function: 8-oxo-7,8-dihydroguanine DNA N-glycosylase activity; 4 iron, 4 sulfur cluster binding; oxidized purine DNA binding. Bases 189 to 1487 code for a protein of 432 amino acids.